AUCGGCAUAGUAUUCAACUAUUCAUUCCAGAGAAGAGAUAAACGAUGGCAGGUAGAUUGAGCAACGCAGCGUCGCGGAUCAUGGGCGGUAACGGCGUCGUCGGCCGCUCAAUUGCCUCCUCACUUCGCCUCCGCUCCGGCAUGGGCCUUCCGGUCGGCAAACACAUAGUCCCUGACAAGCCCCUUCCGGUGAAUGACGAGCUGGUUUGGGACAACGGGACCCCAUUCCCCGAGCCUUGUAUAGAUCGCAUUGCUGGUGAUACGGUUGGAAAGUACGAGGCGUUGGCUUGGUUGUGUGGAGGUCUAGGGUUCUUUGCCAGUUUGGGACUGUUAGCCGUGUGGAACGAUAAAGCCUCAACGAUACCAUUUACACCAAAAGUCUAUCCUUAUGACAACCUACGGGUGGAGCUUGGUGGAGAACCAUAAGCAGCCCAUGGUGCAAGUGAUCACCCUUAUCAUUGUUUCAUUUAUAGCAUCACUUUUGUUUGUCUCUGAACUUUUCGGGAUAUGGAAUUGUCAAAUAAUGGGUACUGGCUUGACUGUUGCUGAAAUUGCUGAAUCCAAAAUCUUGCAAGUUGCAACAGACUACCAGACGUGAUUUUCUUGUAGUGCCUUGAUGAUGAAACAUGUAAUUAAUGUUUUCACCUACUCGAUGUCUUCCAUCUGUAUGGUCAUUUUUGCAUUCUACUGA
Tripterygium wilfordii is the source of this 690-nucleotide messenger RNA. Its product is annotated as NADH dehydrogenase [ubiquinone] 1 beta subcomplex subunit 8, mitochondrial. The transcript has 4 exons. Lineage: Eukaryota; Viridiplantae; Streptophyta; Magnoliopsida; Celastrales; Celastraceae. Bases 45 to 425 code for a protein of 126 amino acids. The record is from RefSeq and is a predicted model, not a curated record.